CCACUUUAAAACUUUUUGGUUUCAUUAUUUUAGUUAAUCUGACCGUUCGCCAAAACAUGCGCAGAUAGCUGCAACAAUCACCACAGAAACAGGAUAAGCGCAUCACGUAUGGCGAUUACAAUGCAAGUAUUGAAGCUGUUGAUACAAUGCAAGUGUGUGAGAUCAAUGGGCUUCCCCUCUGGUCAGUUCUCGCGCGUGGAUAACUUUUCAACCGGCUGUCAAUGGAGAGCACGCAAGAAGGUCAGUCAGUACAGCACAGUGGACACUGACCGGUACUCAUCUCUGGUGCGAGAGGUACUGUCAUCAAAAACCAGCUCCCAGACUCCUGAAAGCAUCGAGAAUGAGGACUGUCAGCUCUACGGACCUGUAAUAAGAUCCAGACCGCCUUCACAACAGCCCAAAUUACCUAAAAACCUGCAUCCACUGUUAAAUGAGGCCAAAGGUCAGUCGGAGUAUGUGCCGGGACCUUUAGCUCGUAUAACAUUACAGAGGGACUCUAAUAAUGCAUCUAUACCCAGCGUGACCCGUAUCCUCCAGAAGACCAUGCCACCCGACCAAGCAUUUUACCUAGAAAGAUGGAAGAGAAGAAUGAUCGCUGAACUCGGAGAGGAAGGGUUUCGAGAAUACAGCUUAAACCUUUUUAGACAAGGAAAGCUGUUCCAUGCUGCCAUUGAGGACACUUUCACCCAGGAAAUCCCUUUUAAGGAGGAACAUGAGUGUCCAGCAGAGGUGUCUGGAUAUAUAGAGAGUGUAUCUAAUGUGCUGAAUGAUAUAACAGGAGUAAGAGCUAUUGAGAGUGCUGUGAAUCAUUCUGCGUUACACUAUCUUGGCAUUGUAGAUUGUGUUGCCCAAUACAGAGGUUCAUUGUGUGUCAUUGACUGGAAGACCUCAGAGAAGCCUAAGCCCUCCCUUCGCCAUACUUAUGACAAUCCAUUACAAGUAGCUGCAUACAUUGGAGCUUUGAACAGUGACCACAACUACAACUACCAGGUAGAAAAUGGUUUAAUUGUGGUGGCCUAUAAAGAUGGAUCACCCGCACAUACUCACUUCCUGAAUUCGGAGAAGAUUAUGCCAUUCUGGGAGAAAUGGCUACUUCGACUAGAAGAAUAUGCAGAGAAAUAAAACACCUUUAACUAGUUUAACAAUUCUAGCUGAUUCUACACAAAGCGUAAUUCAACUGUAUGUUUCACAUUUGAUGAAAAUAAUAAAUGGUUGUGUUUUACACAUUUUA
Carassius carassius (crucian carp) is the source of this 1231-nucleotide messenger RNA. RefSeq names its product mitochondrial genome maintenance exonuclease 1-like. The transcript has 4 exons. Gene Ontology annotation, biological process: mitochondrial DNA replication. The record is from RefSeq and is a predicted model, not a curated record. NCBI's taxonomy places the organism in Eukaryota, Metazoa, Chordata, Actinopteri, Cypriniformes, Cyprinidae. Gene Ontology annotation, molecular function: single-stranded DNA exodeoxyribonuclease activity. Bases 109 to 1122 code for a protein of 337 amino acids. Gene Ontology annotation, cellular component: mitochondrion.